Apis laboriosa (Himalayan honeybee) is the source of this 2519-nucleotide messenger RNA. It is a transcript of the gene l(2)37Cd, whose product is annotated as general transcription factor 3C polypeptide 5. NCBI's taxonomy places the organism in Eukaryota, Metazoa, Arthropoda, Insecta, Hymenoptera, Apidae. Gene Ontology annotation, cellular component: transcription factor TFIIIC complex. The record is from RefSeq and is a predicted model, not a curated record. Gene Ontology annotation, biological process: transcription initiation at RNA polymerase III promoter. The transcript has 7 exons. The coding region runs from base 88 to 2100 and encodes 670 amino acids.
UACUGAUAUAUUAUUAAUGAAAAUUUAUCUUUUAAAAAGAUAUAAAUAUAUAUUUAUAACUUAAAGAAUUCGAUAUAAAAAAGUGACAUGAGUACAUCAAGUCAUAUUAAUGAUGAAAAUUUUGAAAUACAAAAUGAAAAAGAUGAAGAUUUUAAGAUCGAUAAUUAUGAAAAAGAAAUUGAUAGUGAUGAUUCCUAUUGUAAUAUUUCAGAAAGAAAUAAUGAUGAAAAUGCAGAAAAAAAUCAAGAUAAGAAAGAUAAUCAUUCUGAAAAUGAAUAUGUGGGACCAAUACUUUCUGGAGGCCAUAGGUUUGAUAAAAAGUUUAUCUGUGUUAAAUAUCCUGGAAAUGUCAUUAAUCCAGACAGAGCUAUAGAAACUUUAGGUGGCCUUCAAAGUAUAUCAACGGCAGUGAAUACUCCAAAUCGACGUUUAGAAUUAAGAUUUAGACCAGAUGAUAUUUAUUGUAAACCAACUUGUGCUGAUAGACAUAAAACUAAUGGUUUUUUGCUUAGAGUUAAAAUUAAAAAAUCUAGAAUAAAAAAAUUAGAAGAAGAUGAAGCCAAACAAAAAAAGAAACAACUAACAAAUAAUUUUAUGACUGAUGAUAAUAAAAAUACUGAAAAUAAUGUAGAUAAAAUGAAUUUAUCAGAAAUUCAAAAUGCAUUUCAAUGCAAUGAUAAAGAUCAACAAGAUCAAGUUAUGAUUAAAUUAAUUGAUCAAGUACAAAGUUGCAGUUUUAAUAUAUUAGAUGAUGCUGGUCCUUCUCAUGAAAAUUUAUAUUGUGAAAAUAUCAAAGAAUUAGAAGAUCUAUCUUUAGAUACAAAUGAUGUAAAUUUAUCAAAGUGUAAAAAAAAUAUAGCACCAACAUUUGAUCGUAAUAAAUAUGAGGAUCUUUCAGAAGAUAAAGACUAUGAACUUCCAAAAUUACAAAUUUUAGGUCGAGUUGAAACAGAAUUUAAAUUUACAAAUCUUUGUGAUUUUCAAUAUUUACCUAUAACUCAAAGCAAAGAAGAUCCAAAGAAAUUAGAAUGUAUAUAUGAUAAAAUUUAUCCCAGUAAUAUGCCACAUUAUUCUUGGUUAAAGAAUGAUGUGCCUUAUUUUUUACCACCAGCUGCGUUCAGCAGAAUGGACACAGUACAACAAUAUAUACCAAAAACCGAAGUAAAUUCAUCUCCAGAAAAAACUAGAAAAAGACGAGCGGGAUUUUUGAAUUUUGUUGAUUUUUCAACAGCAGAAGUUCCUUCUAAACCACCAGCAGGCAUAGAAACUGCCAUGAAAGUUAAAUUUAUUCAAAACAUACAUUUUGAACAGAUACGUCAAAUUUUUGAGGAACGACCAAUUUGGUCAAAAAAUGCAAUCAUGUAUAAAACUAAAUUUUCUUCUCAGCAAUUAAAAAUUUUAUUACCUGCAGUGUCAUAUUACUUUGUAAAUGGACCAUGGAAAAUCCUAUGGGUAAAAUUAGGAUAUGAUCCAAGAAAAGACAUUUCUGCCAGAAUAUAUCAAAUUUUAGAUUAUAGAGUGAGAGCUAUGCAUGGUUUGACAUCAACUGUUAAAUGUAAAAGAAAUUAUUCAGAAUAUACAUUACCAUAUAAAUCAACACCAGUUUCAAAACAGAAAACAAUUGUGCAAAACACAACUCCAAGUCAAGAACAAAAUUCUAAAAAAGAACAGGAUUUACAUGAAAAUGUGUAUAUCUAUCGAGAAGGAACAAUACCUCCUUCAAGACAAAUGUUUUAUCAGUAUUGUGAUGUUCUUGUGGAUGAAAUACAAGAAAUGUUAGCAAAAUUACCUGAUCCUUUACCUGGUACUAAAUGCGAUGAAAAAAGAGGCUGGCUACCAAGUGGUUUUGAUGUACAAUGUAGAGAAAUUAUUAAUAAACAAGUUCGAAUUGUUUUGAGAAAACAAAUGAAUAUUCCUGAUGAUCAUCCUACAUCUUUACCUCGAAAGCGUAAAUAUAAAAUGAAAUUAAAACGUAAUAAGUUUAAAACUAAAAAAAGAAAGAAACAAAAUAAUUCUGUCUCUAGUGAAGAAGAAAAUGAAAAAUAUGAUCAAUUUGAAUCUACUAUUAUUGAAUCAAAUACUAUAACAAAAAAUGAGUAAAUUAUAUAAAUUAUGAGUAAAAUAAGUUAAUAUAUAUAACAACAAAUUUUUAGCAACAUUUAAUUCAUACGCAUUGUCUAUAAGAUUUGGUAAAUAAGUGGAUUUUUAAAUACCUACAAUUAAAGUUUAUUCAUAAAUGUACAGAGUCUAUCUGCCAAAUAUCUAUUAAUAAAUAUCUUUACAUUAUUAUUGAUUGAUAGUAUAAUUAUGAAUAUAAUGUAAAAGAUUAUUGAAUUUCUUUGAAAAAUGAGUACAGGAAGAGUACAGUGACGAGACACAUUCCAAUGCUAUUUAUGAUUGCUCAAUAAAUAUUUUUAAUACAUGUAUAACAUGUAUGUAUAAUAAUUGUAACAUUUGUAUCGUAAUAAAAAAAUAAUUAAAUGCUUUUGAAAAAUUAUGAUUAUAGUUUUUCAAUAAUA